Messenger RNA from Linum tenue, 815 nucleotides. Lineage: Eukaryota; Viridiplantae; Streptophyta; Magnoliopsida; Malpighiales; Linaceae. The record is from the annotation of a GenBank genome assembly.
CCUCAAUAUGGCCUGAAAUGAGCCCACAAUUUCACUCACCCAGCCCACACGUUCCCAGCAAUCCUCAUUUUCGCCCAAUACUAUAUGAACUAAAAAACCCUAGCCCUAAUUAUCUCCUUAAGGCGCAUCCAGGGCAAUCACUGCAUUUCGGCGACUAAGCGGCGCGCAGAAGAAGAUACAUCACAAUUCACAACCAUGGGUAAGGUUCACGGCUCGUUGGCUCGUGCCGGCAAGGUGAGAGGGCAGACUCCCAAGGUAGCGAAGCAGGAGAAGAAGAAGAAGCCACGCGGUCGUGCCCAUAAGAGAAUGCAAUACACCCGCAGAUUCGUCACUGCUUUGUCGGAUUUGGCAAGAAGAGAGGACCCAAUUCUUCUGAGAAGUCUUAAUUAUCGAUGGUUGUGGCUAGGUAGGGGGUGAACACUACCACUGUUUGGGCGUUUUGGAAGAACUAUGAAGUUUUACAAAAAAAAAAAAAAAAGAACUAUGAAGUUUCGUGUUAGACAUGUAGCGAUUUUGCUUGUUAUCAAGCAUAAAACGGCUAUUUUCUACCCUAUGAUGUCUGUUUCAAGAGUAAUAUGUUGUUUGGGAAUUUCUUUUUUGCUAGUUGCUUUUGAGGAGGUUUCGUCUCUCCCAUAGAACUCCAUUCUGCAAGCAUCGUCUGCUGAUAGUGCAUUGCAUCUGUAUAUUUAUAAACUGAAGUGAUACUAAGAGCAGUAUGCAUGGAUUUCUAAGUUUGGUGAAAGGCUUAAGCGGUGUUGGUGAGCCGGGGUGACGAAAGUACGUAAGAAUGCUCCAAUAAAGAAAGUAUCCAGGAU